CCAGUGGACCAAUCGGGUCUCCACAACCCGCGCGUGGGGCGGGUGUCGGAUGCCGGCGGUACAAGGCCGCCAAGGCCUCUGGAAACGGCCGGCUGGAAAGUUUUGGAACCUGUGAGGUCCGAGUUCCAUGGAUCUCCUAGCGCAGUACAGUGAUAGCGAGGGAGAGGAAAAGCCCAAGGCAAAGACAAGUUUGCCCACUGGCGCAGCACCCAAGGCCGUGAAUCGCAAACCCAUCGUGGGCGUGGAUGACGUGGCCUUAAUGCCAGUGGUGGAUGCCGCGCCGAACGUCGAAACCAUGGGAAUGAGCAUGGUGGCGAAGUGGGCCUACAAUACCGCGGACAAGCGGAUCUUGACCAACCCCACGAUUGAGGCGCUGAGCAAACCUUUGCAAGGACCCAUUCCAGAGGGCAAGUUGACCUUAGAGGAGAGCUUCAACAACCACAAGAUGGGUCGAGUAGAGAAGGCAGCCAUGAGUAAGUUUGCCUUCGAUGAGCAGUACCUGACCUUUCACAACUUUGGCUAUGCGGCCAAUCCUUGCCGACAGAUUCCGGAGGGUGAAGAAAUCUUGGUAAGCACGGAAGCCAACCAUCAAGCUGGUCGCGGAAUCUGGGAUAAGCCCCGCAAGAGGCAAAGGCUCGAGGGCCCUGACAUGGAGGGGCCUGGCAAGGGUCAUGCCGAGUCAGAGAGGUGGGGCGGCUUCAUCGACGGUGAGGUGGUCCGGAAGCAGUUGGAGGUCGAGGUCAAGGCACGAGAGGAGGAAGUCGCGAGACGAGCCGAAGAAGAGAAAGCGGUGGAAGGAGAAGAGCGAGAGACCAAGGAAAGGGUUACUUCCAUCUUCCAUGGCAACAAGGAGACUGACUAUGCUGGUAGAUCUUGGAUUGAGAACAAGACCAACAGCACCAAAGACGUGGAUGAUAAGCAGUGUUUCUUGCCUAAGAAGUGGGUCCAUACCUGGACAGGGCACACCAUGGGGGUGUCCAAGAUUCGAUGGUUUCCCAAGACGGCUCAUCUUCUGCUUUCUGCUGGUAUGGAUGGCAAGAUCAUGAUCUGGGACUACCACAAUCAGCGAAAGUGCCUGCGGAGCUACUUGGGACACGAUCAGGCGGUCCGGGACAUCGCCUUCUGUGCAGACGGUCGGCGGUUCUACAGUGUCUCCUACGACAAAAAUAUUCAGUAUUGGGACACUGAAACGGGAAAAGUCAUUGCGACUUUCACCAACAAGAAGACGCCUUUCUGCGUCUCUAUUCAUCCAGAUCCCUCUCAGCAGAAUGUCAUCGUGACGGGCUGUUCCAACAAGAAGGCGGUGCAAUGGGACUCGAACACCUGCGAAAUCGUGCAGGAGUACGACGAGCACAUGGGAGCCGUCAAUACCGUGACCAUCUGUGAGGAUGGGAAACGUUUGCUGACGUCUUCUGAUGAUAAGAAGAUGUUCCUAUGGGAAUUUGGCAUCCCGGUGGUGAUCAAACACAUCGCGGAACCAACGAUGCAUUCGAUUCCCCAGGUCGU
Molecule: messenger RNA, 1506 nt
Organism: Cladocopium goreaui
Lineage: Eukaryota; Dinophyceae; Suessiales; Symbiodiniaceae
Source: the annotation of a GenBank genome assembly